Ornithorhynchus anatinus (platypus) is the source of this 4195-nucleotide messenger RNA. It is a transcript of the gene USP31, whose product is annotated as ubiquitin specific peptidase 31. The coding region runs from base 1 to 4137 and encodes 1378 amino acids. Gene Ontology annotation, molecular function: cysteine-type deubiquitinase activity. The record is from RefSeq and is a predicted model, not a curated record. Lineage: Eukaryota; Metazoa; Chordata; Mammalia; Monotremata; Ornithorhynchidae. Gene Ontology annotation, biological process: protein deubiquitination. The transcript is spliced from 16 exons.
AUGUCCAAGGUAACGGGGGCCGGGAGCCCCGCGCCGGGGGCGGCGGCGGCGGCGUCCGGGGCGGCGGCGUCCGGGGCGGCGGCGUCCGGGGCGGCGGCGGUCGGCAAGGAGAAGCGCUCUCUGAGCAAGCGCCUGUUCCGGAGCGGUCGAGCCGCCGGCUCCCCGGCCUCGCCGUCCGCCCGGCCGGUGGGCGGCUUCAUGAGCCGGGUGCUGAAGACGCUGUCCACGCUGUCCCACUACGGCACCGAGAGCUCGCCCCUGGCCGAGCGGGGCCGGACCCCGGCCUUCGGAGGCUGCUUCCCGGCCGCGGCCCCGCCCCGGGCCUCCCCGCAGCAGCAGCAGCCGCCGCCGCCGCCGCCGCCGCCGCCGCAGCCCCCGGUGUCCCCGGCCGCGCCCCCGCAGCCCCCCGCCGCCUCGGACCCCGUGCCCGGCGUGGCGGGGCUGAAAAACCACGGCAACACCUGCUUCAUGAACGCCACCCUGCAGUGUCUCAGCAACACCGAGCUCUUCGCCGAGUACCUGGCGCUGGAGCAGUACCGGGGGGACGGCCGGGGCACCCCCCCGCCGCCCCCCGCCCAGCCCAACGGGCUGCCCGGCAACCCGCAGCCCAAGGGCGAGGUCACCGAGCAGCUGGCGCAACUCGUGCGGGCGCUGUGGACCCUGGAGUACACCCCCCAGCACAGCAGGGACUUCAAGAGUAUUGUGUCAAAAAAUGCACUCCAGUAUCGAGGAAAUUCUCAGCAUGAUGCUCAGGAGUUUUUGUUGUGGCUUUUGGAUCGUGUGCACGAAGACCUCAACAACAGUGUGAAACACAAUAACCGAACCCCGCUUAAGCCACCGUUAGAAAAUGAUGUGGUGCCAGAGGGACCAACCUUUCCUGUUAGUAGCACUUUUGUACAAGAACUUUUUCAAGCCCAGUACAGGUCUUCAUUGACAUGUCCUCAUUGCCAGAAACAGAGCAACACCUUUGACCCUUUCCUCUGCAUUUCUCUACCAAUUCCUCUACCCCAUACAAGGCCUCUGUACGUUACUGUGGUCUAUCAAGGGAAAUGUUCUCACUGCAUGAGGAUCGGUGUGGCGGUACCUCUGACCGGGACAGUGGCCAGGCUGCGAGAGGCAGUGUCCAAGGAAACCAAGAUCCCCACUGACCAGAUUGUGUUAACAGAGAUGUACUACGAUGGGUUCCAUCGUUCCUUUUGUGACACAGAUGAUCUGGAGGUGGUACAAGAAAGUGACAGCAUUUUUGCCUUUGAGACUCCUGAGAUAUAUAGACCUGAAGGAAUACUCAGUCAAAGAGGAAUGCAUUUAAGCAAUAAUCUGAACAAUUUGAAAUAUGCUACUGAUCACCAUAGAAUACCUUCACAAAUACAAACGACAACAAGGCAAGGAAAGUUGGAAUUGUCCUCAACAAGAGCAACAACUGACAAGAUCGUUCUGCUGGUGUGUAACCGAGCAUGUACUGGGCAGAAGGGCAAGAGGUUUGGACAACCCUUUGUGCUGCAUCUAGAGAAGACGAUAGCCUGGGAUCUUCUUCAGAAGGAGAUAUUAGAGAAGAUGCAGUAUUUCUUGAGGCCGACAGUUUGCAUUCAGGUUUGUCCAUUCAGUUUGCGAGUGGUCAGUGUGGUGGGAAUAACAUACCUGCUACCGCAGGAGGAGCAGCCCCUCUGCCAUCCAGCUGUAGAAAGGGCAUUGAGGUCGUGUGGACAUGGUGGCUCAGCUCAUGUGAAAUUGAUAGUAGAAUGGGACAGAGAGACAAAAGAUUACCUAUUUGUAAAUACUGAAGAUGAAUAUGUUCCAGAUGCAGAAAGUGUCCGUCUGCAGAAGGAGCAGCAUAAUCAGCCUCAGACCUGCACUUUAUCACAGUGUUUCCAACUUUACACCAAAGAGGAGCAGCUUGCUCCAGAUGAUGCCUGGCGUUGUCCCCAUUGUAAGAAGCUGCAGCAGGGGAGCAUAACUUUGAGUCUAUGGACUUUGCCUGAUGUGCUUAUCAUACACCUAAAGAGAUUUCGACAGGAAGGGGACAGGCGCGUGAAGCUUCAGAACAUGGUGAAAUUCCCUCUGACUGGCUUGGACAUGACACCUCAUGUGGUAAAACGCAGCCAGAGUAGCUGGAGUCUACCAUCUCAUUGGUCCCCAUGGAGGCGUCCUUAUGGGCUUGGGAGAGACCCUGAGGACUACAUAUAUGAUCUGUAUGCUGUAUGUAAUCAUCAGGGGACCAUGCAAGGGGGACAUUAUACAGCCUACUGUAAGAACUCAGUGGAUGGGCUAUGGUACUGCUUUGACGACAGCAAUGUGCAGCAAUUGUCUGAAGAUGAAGUCUGCAAACAGACGGCUUAUAUCCUCUUCUACCAGCGGCGGACUGCCAUCCCGUCGUGGUCAGCCAACAGCUCAGUUGCAGGCUCCACGAGUUCUUCACUGUGUGAACACUGGGUAAGCCGGCUCCCUGGUAGCAAACAGGCUAGCGUCACCUCUGCAGCUUCUUCCCGUCGCACAUCUCUGGCUUCGCUCUCGGAAUCUGUGGAGUUGACUGGUGAACGAAGCGAAGAUGAUGGUGGAUUCUCUACUCGACCCUUCGUAAGAGGCGUCCAGCGCCAAAGCUUAUCCUCCAGAUCCUCUGUCACCAGCCCUCUGGCAGUCAACGAGAACUGUAUGAGACCAUCUUGGUCACUGUCUGCUAAGCUGCAACUGCGUUCUAACUCUCCUUCCCGUUUCUCAGGGGAGUCUCCAGUUCACACCUCUUCCUCUACCUUGGAGAAGAUCGGUGAGGCCGCAGACGACAAGGUUUCCAUAUCCUGCUUUGGUAGCUUGAGAAAUCUUUCCAGUAGUUACAUGGAUCCAAGUGGCAGCCACAGCCGGCGUGAGCAGAAGGGGAGAGCUCCUCUUGCUGUUAUGGAAGGAGUAUUUCGAGACGAACUGGCCGUCAGGAAAUCAGGCUCAAGCCUUGCAGACACGCAGAGGAUAGGUUCAGGACAAGGGGACAGGGUGCAUCCUAUUUUGGAUCCCUUUGAUAACAAUAAUCAAAUCGCCUUUGUGGAUCAGAGCGACUCUGUUGAGAGCUCUCCCGUUAAAGAGAGCAAACCCUCCAGCGGCCCUGGCUUACCCCUGGAGAAAUCAGACAGCACAGCCAAAAAGUCUCCUGGCUCCAAAGGAGUUCCUGAACCAGAUAAAAGCUUGAGGAAAGGGAGGAUGGUCUUGGCAAACCAGGAGUCCUCUCAUUCAAACACCCCCUCUACGACUACUACUACUACUGCUAUUUCUCCUCCUCCUCCUCUCCCCUUAAAAAGCUCUCUGAAGACUUCCAGGAGCAAGGCUGAUUCCGUCAAGGCCAGUGGGCGACAUGCAUCCCCUGCCCCUCCACUCCCCAAGAAGGAGCUGGCAGCCAAACACCAAGACUCUGCGUCGUCAGCCGCUCAUCAGAAGCAAAAGUCAGCCUCUGUCCCGGCCCCCACGGCCCCCUCCAUCCCUGCCAAAAAAUCCGCCCCGGGCUCUGUCCCAAGGGGUCCCUCCUCGGGCAGCAAGACCAGGACUUCAGACCGAAGCCUCAGUAGGGAGGGCUCCAAAUCGAGCCUUGGAUCGGACAAAGGCAGCUCCCUCUCCACCUCCAAACCCAACUCGCCUAGAGUCAACCAGUCUAGAGGAGGUGAGAACAGUGGGGACAGCAAGCACGUGAGGAGUUCUUCGAUGGCCAGCCUGCGCUCUCCCAACCCAGGCACCAAGUCAGGCCUGAAGAGAGACAGUAAGUCAGAAGACAAGGGGCUUUCCUUUUUCAAAUCCGCUCUGAGGCAGAAGGAGACCCGGCGGUCUGCGGAUCUCGGCAAAACCACCCUGCUUUCGAAGAAGGCGAGCAGUGGUUCUGUCAGGUCUGUCUCUAGGAACCCAGGGGAUGACAGGCCUGAAAAGAGCAACCAGCCUCCAUCUUCCCAGCCUCCCAGUGUCAACGCUGUUGCUAAAGAGCAGGUUGUCUCUAAGGAUCCUGCCUCGGUCAAACAUUCGCUGCUGUCCCGAGGGGCCAAGUCUUCCCAGUUAAAACCAGGGGCCCCUCUGUCCCCUGGGGGUAAACAAGCUGCCGAGAAACCUUUGAAGACACUACCUUCCAGCAUGCAUACAUCUGCAUGGCCUUCUCAAAAACCUCAGUGAGGCGUCUGCCAUCCAGGUGUUUAACCUGUGUAAAGAAAGACUUUAUUUAUUCCCAGUC